Salpingoeca rosetta is the source of this 1622-nucleotide messenger RNA. RefSeq lists its product as uncharacterized. The coding region runs from base 48 to 1508 and encodes 486 amino acids. Lineage: Eukaryota; Choanoflagellata; Craspedida; Salpingoecidae. The transcript has 8 exons. The record is from RefSeq and is a predicted model, not a curated record.
AUUUGCGAAUCCGGUGCAAUUGGCAAAUCGAUUCCCGGACACAGAAGAUGAGUGAGGAGACGGGUGCCAGCUGCUCUUUGCUUGUGCUGGGCGGCAACGGAUGCUUGGGUGCAGCAGCCCUGGAAGCACUGCUGCUGCUGCCAGUUGAAAGCCGGCAGCGCCCCAUCGGUCCCAUCAUCACCGCAAACCGAGGACGGCAUGACUGGUUGUUGCCGCCUGAGGUGGAGGCAAACCAGCACCACGUAAAACUAGAUCGCAAGAAGAAAAAGGGACUGGAUAGACUGCGCAAAACGUUGCAAACGUACAGCAGACGCGAUGCUGGUUGUAGAUGGACCGUUCUUGAUUUCAGUGGCUACAAGCCCGCCUGGGUCAACGACGUGUUUGAGCACGUGCUUGUGGACGACAUAUCCGUGGAGCGAUAUAUCUUCAUCAGCACAGACUCUGUGUAUGAGGUCUGCGCCGGAGCCGAGGAGCGCUCGCGCUCUCAUGGUGAAGAACGUGAAGUUCACGAGCACAUGGCGACGCGCCCAGCCAAUACCAAAGCAAGGAAACGACUCAAACGGAGGGACAGCUAUGGGCAUGCGAAGUUGAAGGCGGAAAAGGCGGUGCGACAGCAGUGCGCGGCCCGCCGUAUUCCCCACCUCAUCCUUAGGCUUGCAGAUGUGAUUGGGCCUCGUGACAGCACAGACCGGUUCAUUGCAUUUGCGGCCAACGCCAUCGCGUCGCACCACCUGCGCCUGCCAUUACUGCUUCCGCGUGACGUUGCAGACAAGCGGGUUCGCUUCGUGUAUUCGCACGACGUGGCCAUACUCGUUGCGCGGCUCGUGACACAGCCACACACCGUCCCUGAUCACGCAUGGCACGACCCACAGCACACGGCCGUAAAUCUCGCCUGUGAGGACGCCAUCACCGUUCGUCAGUUUGUCAAAUACAUUGCAGACGCGUGCGCUGCUGACCCGGAUGUCCUUGUGCACGCGUCGGCUGUGCAGUAUUUUCCCUCGAUAACGGGCCCACCCGUCUCCGUUGUACACGCGCGGGAAACACUCGCAUGGGCACCGACGCCAAUUGCACGCGCAAUUCUCAACACCUGCACCGCCAUCUUCCAGCGCUUGGACGAACCCGAGUUCGAGUGCGCGGUGAAUGCAUGGAUCGAUGACAUGAAGGAGAUUGUGAAGGAGAUACAGAGCAGCGACAACGAUGAUGAUGAUGAUGAUGAUGAUGAUGAUGAUGAUGAUGAUGAUGAUGAUGAUGGUCGUGGUGACAACAAUCGUGAGGGUGUCAAACAUGGCAGCGAACAGAGGAGAAAAGCAUGUGCAGAUGACAGCGGCGACAACAACAACACCGCAUCAAUGGCAUCCACUUCUUCAUCACCUCGCAAGAGAUCGAAAGUGACCCAACGCCGUGCUGUCACACCCUUCGCCGUCCCCUCUGCUCGUGAACUUGUCCAGCUCAUCCGAGAGCACAUUGCCGCCAAGAGCAGCUCGCUAUGCGCACAAGUGCCACCAUGACAACCGUUGCAAGCACAUAAUGCUUCCAUUGCAACGUGCAGAUCCACAUGAUGUUGUGAUCGUGCACAUGCACACUCCCCUGUCAAUUCUGUAGUCAACUCGUCUUGGAUGCCC